Podarcis muralis (Common wall lizard) is the source of this 4074-nucleotide messenger RNA. RefSeq names its product toll-like receptor 7. The record is from RefSeq and is a predicted model, not a curated record. Lineage: Eukaryota; Metazoa; Chordata; Lepidosauria; Squamata; Lacertidae. Gene Ontology annotation, molecular function: pattern recognition receptor activity; protein binding. Gene Ontology annotation, cellular component: plasma membrane. Gene Ontology annotation, biological process: toll-like receptor signaling pathway; defense response to virus; canonical NF-kappaB signal transduction.
GUUCUAUGAUUCUACCACAGAAACAAUUCUAUAUUUAUUUUAUUCUUGGCAUAUUUCUAAAAUGCACUCUCCUGCUGCCUCCUCAGUUAAACAGGUAAUUCUUCAUUGCAAGAAACUGAUCACACCAUGAAAAGAGAGGGGAAAUACUUGUGCACACCUCUGGGCAUCCAGGCAAAUCACCUACAGCAAACAAGCAGUUUGCUUUUCUCCAUUAUGUUAAUUACGUUCCUGUUUCCAAGGAUGGUGCCAGCGACACAAUUCCCCAAAACCUUGCCUUGUGAUAUGGUUGCUGGUAGCGAAUAUUUGCUAGCAAAUUGCAGUGAGCGUGGCCUCAUAACAUUCCCAACAUUCCCAGAAGAAAUGUCUGCCAACAUUACUAACCUGACACUCGCCAUUAACCACAUCCCAAUGAUUGCCCAAAGCUAUUUUAACAACCUCAAGAAUCUUCUGGAAAUUGAUUUCAGGUGCAACUGUGUGCCUACCAUGUUGGGGCCAAAAGACAAGGUGUGUACCACGAUUCCCCAAAUCAAACCCGGCAGUUUUGCCAAACUCUACAAACUAAAAUCACUGUAUUUAGAUGGAAAUCAACUCUCCACCAUCCCUCUGGAUCUGCCUUCAAAUCUGCGUCUUCUAAGUCUCGAAGCAAACCACAUUUUUAGCCUCAAUAAUUUGUCAGGACUUAGCAACCUAGAAAGUCUUUUCCUUGGUCAGAACUGCUAUUACCGCAAUCCUUGCAAUGUUUCCUAUAGCAUUGAUGCAACAGCAUUUCAGGCCCUUGGGAAGUUAACUGUGUUAUCCUUAAAAGCUAAUAACAUAUCAAAAGUCCCACAGAAUCUGCCAUCCUCCUUAAUGGAACUUUACCUUUACAAUAACAUAAUUCGGAAUAUUAGUGGGGAUGAUUUAGCCAGCCUUCAUAAUUUGAAAAUCCUGGACUUAAGUGGCAACUGCCCUCGCUGUCACAAUGCCCCCUAUUACUGUGUGGAAUGCAAAGGUCAGGCAAGUAUUUUUAUUAAUUCCGGUGCUUUUGACUCCUUAACACAAUUGGAAGUUCUGCGGCUGCACAGCACCUCCCUUCGCAGAGUGGAUCCAAAAUGGUUUAAGAAUACUAUGAAUCUUAAAGUGCUUGAUCUCUCACAGAAUUAUUUGGCUAAAGAAAUUGAGCGUGCUGUCUUUCUGAAGUCUCUUCCUAACCUUGUAAGCUUGGAUUUGUCUUUCAAUUUUGAUCUGGGGUCAUAUUCCCAAUAUCUGAAGCUACCAGAGACAUUUUCUACUCUUACCAAUCUGCAAUUUUUAGGGUUGAGGGGUUUCAUUUUCCGGGAACUGGAUAACCAUACUUUACAAAAUUUGAUUCCUCUACAAAAUCUUAGUGUGCUGGAUUUUGGGACUAAUUUCAUCAGGAAUGUUGAUGUGUCUAAGUUCAAAAGCUUCCCAGCUCUUAAAGUUAUAAAUCUUUCCUUCAAUAAAAUAUCUCUCAUUUCAAGUGGAUCCAGUGGUAAUUUAAACUCUCUUCCAAAGCAUUCAUUAGUUGAAAGUAAUAGUGUGCUGAAAGAUAUGCAUUACUUCAGAUAUGAUGAGUAUGGCCGAAGUUGCAAGUGCAAAGACAGAGAGGCUGCUUAUCCAUUGCCUUUUGCCAGUGACACUUCUUGCAGCAGCUAUGGAGCAAUGCUGGAUUUGAGCAGAAACAACAUGUUUUUUAUCAAGCCCUCUGAUUUCAAGGACCUCACUUUCCUCAAGUGCCUCAACUUGUCUGCUAACGCUAUGAGCCAAACUCUCAAUGGAACUGAAUUCAAAUAUCUUUCCAACUUGAAAUAUCUGGAUUUUUCUAACAACCGGAUUGACUUGCUAAAUUCAAAUGCCUUUAAAGAGCUGGAAGAACUAGAAGUUCUCGACCUCAGUGAUAAUAGUUACUAUUUUAAGGCAGAAGGCAUCACUCACAUGUUGGGCUUCAUUGGUAAUCUUAUUAAUCUCAAAACGUUGUUCAUGAACGGGAAUGAGAUUUCUACAUCCACUGAUAAAGGGAUGGCAAGCAGUUCACUCAAAACUCUGGAAUUUAGAAAGAAUCGCUUAAAUGUUUUAUGGCAGGAUGGGAAUAAAGAAUUCUUGUCCUUGUUCAAGAACCUGACCAACCUAAAGACUCUUGACAUUUCUGAAAACUCUUUAACCUAUUUGCCUUCAGGGGUUUUUGAGAACUUGCCUUCCAAGCUCAAGGUGUUCAUAUUGGCACGUAACAAAAUGAAGAGUUUUAACUGGGCAAACCUUCACCUUCUGGAAAACCUAAAAACCUUGGAUCUUAGCGACAACCAGUUGAGUACAGUCCCCCGUGAGCUGUCCAACUGCUCCAGGGGCCUGGAGAACCUCAACAUGCAAAACAACAGGAUUAGAAAACUGACAAAAAACUUUCUUCAAGGUGCCUACCAGCUGAAACAUCUAGAUCUCAGUUUUAACAAAAUCAAAACACUUAGUAAUUUCAGCUUCCCCAAGAAUGUGAUUGACAAGCUAGACACAUUAGUUUUACACGGUAAUCCUUUCCGAUGCGACUGUGAUCUUGUGUGGUUUGUCUCAUGGGUCAACCGGACAAACGUGACUAUUCCUUUACUGGCAACAGAUGUGACAUGUGCAGGCCCAGGUGCAUGGAAAGGUAAAAGUGUGGUCUUCUUGGAUCAGAAUACCUGCGAGCUGAACUAUUCUUCGAUCCUGUACUUAAUGACUGUCUCGGUCAUCAUGUCUCUGAUGCUGGUCACAGUGAUGAGCCACUUGUAUUUCUGGGAUGUGUGGUACAUCUAUCAUUUCUGCACUGCCAGUUUGAAAGGAUAUAAACGCCUCUCUUCGUCCAAAGCUAUUUACGAUGCUUUCAUUGCUUACGAUAAGAAAGAUGAAGCUGUAAAUGAGUGGGUCCUAAAAGAAUUACUUGAAAAGCUGGAAGAUGGCAGAGAGAAACGAUUCAAGCUAUGUUUGGAAGACAGAGAUUGGCUACCAGGGCGGCCGGUCCUGGAAAACCUUUCUGAGAGUAUACAAGAGAGCAGAAAAACUAUAUUUGUGCUAACAAACAGGUAUAUCUCGAGCGGCAACUUCAAGACAACCUUUUACUUGGCACACCAGCGGCUCGUGGAUGAAAAAGCUGAUGUAAUCAUCCUGGUGUUCCUUGAAAAGGUUUUGCAAACCUCAAAGUAUCUCCGCCUCAGGAAAAGAUUGUGCAACAGGUCCGUCCUUGAAUGGCCAACUAACCCUCAGUCUCAGUGGUAUUUCUGGCAGUGCCUGAGAAAUUCACUAGCAGCAAACCAUGACUUGAGCUAUAACAAGCUUUUUAAAGAGAUGGUAUAGCUUGGUCACAUUCUACAACAACGUUCUGUAGGUUAAAGCCACACUGAACCAAAUGAACGGAAUGAGGCUCAAUCUCAGCCUUUGCACCGGGCGAAAUUUUAAAACAUUUGAAGGAAUACCAGCAGCUCAUGGAGCAUUCAACACCUACUGCUGGAAUAUAGGAAGCUUAGCUUAUUUGAGACAAGUGCUGCAAAGGAAGCCUAGUUUGUCAACUGAACUUUCUAGAUACUAAAUGUUGGGAUAUGCUAGGAGGUUGUGGCAGAUUUGUAACCAGCCCUCCUGGCACCUUCCUGGAGUAUUUCCACCUGUCUGGAAUGGGUUCUUGAACUCUGACAAUGCCUCUUGCUUGCUCAGAUGGAGGCUGGAUGUGUGUGUUAUGCUUAGGAGCUAACCUACUGUUUGAAAGGUAGAAUGCGCACUCGUUGCUCUGCCCAAUUUUGCCUUUGGCCCCGCCCACCAAGGGCACACAGCCCCCAGAAUAUUGCCCAGAAGGGAAUGUAGACCCUCAAUUAAGAUAAUCAAGGCAUGUACAUCUAAGCUCCUAUAUAGGCCUCUUCUCAGAGGGGGCCACUUCCACUUCCAGCCUUUCAGACCACUAGGCAUAAGAAAAAUAAAAAUGGUGAUAUGUGAAAACAAAAAUAAGACAUAAAGCAGAGUGUUUUGUUUACAUAUUCAGCUGGUCUGAGAGUACCUAUUCACCAUGGUCUAAUCCAGGGGUCUGCAACCCGCGGCUCCGGAGCCGCAUGUGGCUCU